Molecule: messenger RNA, 495 nt
Organism: Cooperia oncophora
Lineage: Eukaryota; Metazoa; Nematoda; Chromadorea; Rhabditida; Trichostrongylidae
Source: the annotation of a GenBank genome assembly
AUGCAAGCGCAUGGCGUCCACUUCAAUGAAGAGACACAGCGCCUGAUUAACCAGAGAGAAACGCUCAAAGCUGCCAUGUUUGAAACCAUGCUGAAGAGGCCUAAGUUCAUCCCAAAAACAUGGGUUCAGCAGUAUGAUGAGUUCCACAAAGAAGCCUUGCGCGCAACGACCGGCAUAAACUGGGCGAAAAUCAUACUCUUUUAUCCAAGGCAACGCGCGUUUGACGACGGUGAAGCAGAUUUGGGAACUUCACGCGAAGACAUCGCAGCUAUUGGAUUAUUGGUUGUAUUCUUGGGACCGAAUGAUUCGAAAUCGUUCGAAGAGACGGAGAGAGAGAAACAAGCACAGUGCCUGUUCAUGGACACCGCCCUCAUGGAACAUGCGACAGCAAUGAAACGUAGAGGAUCUGACUACAGCGUUCUGCAGAGCGUUCAAGAUACAACCGAGUCUAGCAUUAAGGAGGAACUCCGCCAUGCUGCAAGAACCCCAUUCUAA